This is a messenger RNA of Portunus trituberculatus (swimming crab), 8458 nucleotides long. Its product is annotated as ubiquitin carboxyl-terminal hydrolase 19-like. Gene Ontology annotation, molecular function: cysteine-type deubiquitinase activity. The transcript is spliced from 19 exons. The coding region runs from base 158 to 3922 and encodes 1254 amino acids. Gene Ontology annotation, biological process: protein deubiquitination. The record is from RefSeq and is a predicted model, not a curated record. Lineage: Eukaryota; Metazoa; Arthropoda; Malacostraca; Decapoda; Portunidae.
CAGUGCUAACCCGGCGGUGGCUGAUGGCGGAUGAGCAGCAGUGAGGAUACACAAUACCGCCUUUUUUUUUGUAGUUGGCCAGGUUUGAUUCACCGUGCACAUCAGUGGUGAACGUAAGCGACGGUGUUCGUCAGGCGAGGACGGCACCACCAGCGCCAUGGAACCUUCCCGGAAGAACCACCACCACCACAACCACCACAACCACCACCACCAGGGACAGAACAACACCAAUGCCAACACUAACUCUGUCUCCACCGCCACCGUUCCUGCGACCACCACCACCACCACCACCUCUCCUGCUGCUGGUACUACUCCUGUACCACCACAUUCACCUCAGCAGCAGCAGAAUAAGCAGGAUGUGGGGACUUCAGCCAAGAAAAAGAAGGACAGAGAGAACAGGAACUCCAUCUCCCAGGACCUCUCAUACGACUGGAGCCAGAAGGGGGACGGGGUGUCGGUGUCUGUGGUGGUGGGACCGAACCAGGACAACAGGACAGUGGACAUCCGAACUGACGAGACAUCACUGGGCCUUUACCUGACUGAUGGCCGAAGGUUCUCGACGCAACUGUACGCCGAGGUGGUUCCUGGAGCCACUUCUGUUGUGUACAAGGGCCAGAGGUGCAUAGUGAGGCUGCAGAAGAGGGAUACCAGCUUGCAGUGGCCCCAGCUUGAGGCCAUCAAGAAGCUGCCUCCUCCAUCAAGCCCGGCACAAGACCGCAUCCUUCCCUCCAAAAAGUCCACCUCCACAUCUCCAGGCAGAACACCGGAGAAGAAACAACCUCCAACUACCACUAACACCGCCACCAACACCACCAAUGCCAGCACCAUCACUACCACACCCGCUCCUACCCCCACCACCCCUACCCUCACCUCCACCUCCACCUCCACAGACAAUAAUGUGGAGGUGAUCCCAGUUGUCAAUGCAAAGAGUGACUUUGUGGAGAGAGAUGCGGAGAAUUUGCUUGUGGUUUACCUCUAUGUGAAGGGGAUUAAGAAGGAGACUGCCUGUGUGGAAUUUUCCGAGGAUGCCAUCUCUGCGCAUUUCUCCACCAGCGAUGCCCGGUUCCUGCAGCAGUACCCUGGCACCAGUGAGGACUCAAUGUUUAAGUGGCAACUGACCCUGAAGGACAAGGUGGUCCUGGAGGAGUGCAAGUACAAGGUGAUGCCCAACAACAUUGAGAUGAAGCUGAGGAAGCAAGCCAACAAGAAGUGGGGCUCCCUCACUGCCAUCCCUGCUGAGUCUUCACCGACCGGCACAAUAGCCAAGAACACGUGGGUGGCGGCAAGCAAGAUGGACUCCCCUACCAGCAUUCCCCCUGCCCCUCCUGUUCCCCCUGUGCUGGAGAACAAGGCACGUCAGAAGCCCAUGUGUCUGGUGUCUCCAGUAAGUAAGGGAAUGAGAGGCAUCACCAGUGGUAUCCCAGCCUCCUCAAACUCCUUCUCUUCCACCUCAUCUUCCUCAUCCUUAUCCUCCACCUCCUCCUACUCCCCGUCCUACUCCGCCAGUGGGUGUGAUGGGGCAACAGGCAGUGUUGUUCCGCGGGGCACCACAGGCCUAGACAACAUUGGCAACACUUGUUUCAUGAACAGUGUGUUGCAGUGCCUGAUAAACACACAGGAACUCAAGGAAUAUUUCUUGGAUUACAACUACCACGAGGAAAUCAACAAGGACAACCCGCUGGGCAUGGGAGGCAAGCUGGCUGUGUCCUUUGCCUGUCUCAUGAAGCUACUGUGGUCUGGCUCACUGCCCUCACACGCCCCCACCAAACUGAAGGCCACCAUGUCCCUCAAAGCCAAUCAGUUCUCAGGAUUUGCUCAGCACGAUGCCCAGGAGUUCAUGGUGGAGCUGCUCGAUGGCAUGCAUGAGGACCUGAACCGGGUGAAGAAGAAGCCAUACGUCGCUGAGCCCCCAGACCUGGACGGGUGGCCAGACCGCAAGGCUGCACAGGAGUCGUGGAAGCUGCACAAGAUGAGGAACGACAGCAUCAUCGACGACCUCUUCAAGGGACAGUUCAAAUCAACGCUCAAGUGUCACGAGUGCGGAAAGAUCUCUGUCAAGUUUGAUGAGUUUUGCUGUCUGUCUGUGCCCAUCCCCAAGGACCAGAAGGUCAUCCCAGUGGUGUUCUUCUGGAAGGACCCGUACCAGAAGCCUAAGAAGUUCUUUAUUCGUGUGCCGGCGAGUGCCAUGGCUGAGGACUUGCGGCAGGAACUGUGUGAGCGCACUGGUGUACAGGCGUGCUGCAUACAGAUCUUCGAGCGACUCAAAUCCAAGAUCCACAAGAUAUAUGAGAAGGGGUCCAUGUUGUCCUCUGGUGGCCCAAACGAUCCACUCAUGGCCUUUGAAGUGUACAACCCCAUCAAGGUGGGAGAGCCGGUGGUGGAGGUGGCGGUGGUGCAGCGCAUGAUGAUUCCCUGCCCCCCGACCCGCUGUGCCUACUGUUCCCGCAGCGCAGCACCCGGCUCCAACCUGCGGCGAUGCACCAAGUGUUACCGCGCCGGCUACUGUGACCAAAACUGCCAGAGGAACCACUGGCACAGUCACAAGGUGAACUGCAAGCUGGUGCCAGAGCAGGUGGGUUGUCCCUUCAUCCUGUCCCUGCCGGAGAGCCAUGCCACAUACUCCCGCCUGGCCAGAGUCAUGGAGGCCUAUGCUCGCUACUCAGUGGACAUCUUCCAGCCACCUGUCUACCACAGCUCCUCCACCUCUUCCCACCGCAGCAGCACCUCCAGCAUAGACCUGUCCGGGGAGGAGAAUGAUGAGAUGGAGGUGAGGAGUGGUGAUGGGGACGCGGUAGAGGACGGGGAGAGCCAGGAGAGAGAUGAGGCAAGAGACGAACCCAUGACAGGCGAUGGGUCCUCCCAGGGUGAGUCUCCUGGCCCCUGGGAUAACAAGGAAGGUGCUGUGGGUAACGACACCAGCAGGGGAUAUGAUGAGCCCCCUCAGCUGUCCUCGUCCCCCAGCGUGCGGGCGGUGCAGCCUCAGCGAACCAUGCAGCUACCCUCCGCCACGCAGCUGUUUGUCAUCCGGCCUGUCAACAGUCGGGCUCAGAGUCUGGUGCCGCCUGCUGGGGAGCCUCUGGAAGAUAAGGGUGACGAGCCUCUGGACCUGAGUGACAAGCGGUACCUGGCAAUGGACUGGAAGACUAGCGAAGCACUGCGGGGACACUGCCUCAUCCAGGACAAGGAGGUGGAGUGUGAAGUGGAGGGCUCAUACUCGAUACAGAGGAACCAGCCCACCACUCUUGAGGCGUGCAUUGAGCUCUUCACCCAGCCUGAGAACCUGUCUGAAGGGGACUCCUGGAGGUGCCCAAGAUGCAAGAAACCUGUGGAAGCAACCAAGCAGAUGAGUGUGUGGCGUCUUCCUCACAUCCUCAUCAUCCAACUUAAGCGCUUCUCCUUCAAGUAUGUGUUGUGCUCAGACAAGAUCGACAAGUUUGUGCAGUAUCCCAUCAGAGGCCUCAAUCUUCAGCCAUACAUGUCUUGUGAACCAGAGGACGGACCUGCCAUUUACGAUCUUUAUGGUGUGAUAAACCAUAUGGGACGCCUCCUUGGGGGACACUACACCUCCUACGCAAGGCUCUUCUCUAAGGCUGACACAAGGCAGUCUGAGCUUGAUUGGAGACUCUUUGACGACAGCCGAGUCAGUUUCUGCCCCGAGUCUCGCGUCGUCAAUGAACAAGCGUACCUUCUCCUCUACCGUAGGAGAGACACCCCUUUCACCUUGCACCGGCUUCCCCCUCCUCCCCCACCCAUGCCCCCCAAUGUGACCCAGGAGGAGAAUGGCAUGGAGCAUUUAGAGACAGAGGAGAUCACACCUAUGUCCAUCUCCUCUGCCUCUCAGCAGUCCUCCUCCUCCCAGCCCUCCUCCUCCAGCUUGGAAGGAGAGGAGCAACUUAGCACCACUCAGGAAGAACUAGACUAGCAUUUACCACCAAUGUCUUCUCAUCCUCUUCUCCUCAUCUUGUUCAUCACCAUUGCCUCUUCCUCCUCAUCCAUCUGUUCUGUGUUUAUUUCUGAUUCUCACAUGUCGUUACUCCCAAGUUCUCCCCCAUUUCCCGGUUCUCGUGGCCUGCUAACGUUCAUUGGCCACACCACAGGUUAGUGAAGCUUUCCUGAACUAUGUUUGAUGAUGGUUCUGUUCUCUCACUCCUCCCCAGUCAGCCUGCUGUCUUGUUGUCUCUUGCACACCUCAGUGAUGACUCUGCAAGUUGAGCCCCCUUUUCUAUUUCAUCUCCCACUUUCUGUUUAGAUUGUGUGAAAUUAUUAUACCUUUUUUCAUGUUUUUUGGGGGCCUGUAUUCAAUGUUGUUUUUUUUGCCAUUUUUGUAUCUUAUGACUCUCUCUCUCUCUCUCUCUCUCUCUCUCUCUCUCUCUCUCUCUCUCUCUCUCUCUCUCUCUCUCUCUCUCUCUCUCUCUCUCUCUCUCUCUCUCUCUCUCUGUGUGUGUGUGUGUGUAAUUUUCUGUUAUGUGCUCUCCAGUACUGUCUUUUCCUCAGCUUGCAUAGUUUCCAUUCCACAAGCUCUCUGAGGCCUCACCCAUCACAAGUUUCCAUCUUGUCCUGAAGAACUUCUCCACCUUAGCAAUCAUUUCCGUUUCUAGAUGUUCAUUUUUUAGUACUGUAAUUUGAAUGGAGUGUGUAGAUGAAUGACUGACAUUGCUGCAGUCCCCAUGGUGUCUUUGUAAAGGUUUUAUGCGUGUAUUUUUCUUUUUAGUUAAGGUAAAUCAGAGUGGAAAGAAAUGUGUGAAGUAGUUUAAUCUCAUUCGUUACUUCCUUCACCCCAAGAUCUUAUUAUAGUGUGCUAAGGAACCAAACCUCCACCUCUCACCUCCAUCUCACAUAACACCUGCUGAUCUUUAUACCUCAGUUUUCAGGUGGUACAGACCUCUCACCCACCUCGACCACUCUUAUUUAUUGUAAACAUAGUGUAUAUGUAUGUGUCACAUCCACUCGGCCUGGAAUCUCUCGCCGCCAACACCCGCCGUGGUCCCUCAGCACUCGGCACCCCUUAGUACAGUUCCUCACGAGCCCUUGACUGCUCAGGGCGUCAACACAGGCUGCCUUGGGGUGUGUGGCCUCUUGCAGGAGUCAGUCACACCCCUAUGUCCCCUCCUGCCCUCCUCCAGCACCGCUGCCUUCGGGCUGUAAUCAACUUUGCUGCUUGUGACGAUAAUAAUAUUGAUGCUGCUGCUGCCAUCGCCCAGGAUUUUACCUCAUUUUAUACUAGUUUCAUAAGACUUAUGUCGUGCAUGUGGUGCAGUAGUGGCCGUCACAGCCUGGAGGCAGAGUAUGGCUGGCAGGCAAGCGGGAGGGGAAGGGCGUACCUCAGGCCUCACGGAUUUCACAUUCGUGGGGGAAACAGAAAGAUAAAUAGAUAGACAGACAGACAUAAGGAUGUCAAGACACUUCUUGAUAUUCACAGCACAGUCUGGAAGUUGUGUGACACCUGUGCUCAUUCACAGAUGACUGAAGCAAGUGAGGAUGGCACUAAUGCUAUCUUCUGAAUGUGGCCGUCAUUUUUACCUAGUUGACAAGGGUUGCUGUGCGCCACAAGUGCAUUCAGUUCAGGGUUUCAACAAGUUCUUUAAUUGGUUAAAAUUUGCAUUUUUUGCCAUGUCAUCUGAAAAGUGACACGAGGAAGAGAUAACAUUCAGAAUGAUGAAUCAAUUCUUAGUUUUUGUGGGUACAGAAAGCAGUCACAAGGAGAGGAACAUUUGCCAUGGUCUUAUUUUUCCCAAAUGCAACACACCCGAAGAUGUACAAAGGUGUAUAGUUACUGGACACCGCGCAUUUAGAGGUUCUAGACAAUGUUUACUGACCAAUGUCUGCUCCAGGGAAGCAUCCUUAAAAAAGCAGGAAGCAAGGAAAGAGAACCAGAUAUUCAUUUAUAAUUUUAAAUGACUCCUUUAUUCACAUGUUGAUUUGACUGGGCUCACAUUUAUGUUCUUUAUAUGUAUUUAGGAAAGUGAAUCUUAAUAACGAUGUUGGCACCACCAAUGCUUGCAUGUCUCCACAUUGGUAUUCUUUAUGUUGGGAGGUUGUCUUUUGCUGUGUGCCGAGAGUGACAUCCAUCAUGCAGUGUAGUGUUGUGCCUAGAGGAGCCAUACCUGGUACUAUGGUCACUCACUUCACCACUGUCAUAGAUAACAUAGAUAAUAUAAUCUUUUUAAAGCAAAAUUCAACUCUGGGUGUUUCUGGUUUCACUGAGGGAUUCAUCCACAAUGAAGAAUAAUGUAGGACAGUAUUGUCUUAUCACAGUCAGCACCUCUUCCUGUCUUUCCAGAUAAUGGAAUAGAGUAAAGAUCAGUAAAACCUCACACUGCUUCUCAAGUGACUCAUAAUUAUGAGGUUUUAUUGCCACAUUGUGCUCUUUCACAGAUGCUUCAUAAUAACGUGUACUUUGUACACCUCACUAAAGGACCAUUGUAGCCACUCAUGCUGACCAUGCUCAGUGCUCACCCUCACCCAAGGAACACAGUGCUGAUGGCAAAGCUUUAUCUGUGGUGUGCUGCAGGGAGGCAGUUACAAGUGCACAGAGUUGUGGAGACUUGCAAGCCUACAUACAAUACUGCCUUGAACAAAAUUCUAGCUCAGUAAAUGUUAUUUGGAAAAAACAUGCCUUGCAGUGUCUUGUCUAAAUAUUAUGGUUAUCCAUAGAUAAGGUGGUUUGGCUUUAUAUAUGUACGUAUAUAUACAUAAACAGUAUACAUAUAUUUUCUCCCCUUAGAUACUUGGAUACUUUAUUUGAAGCACCAGAUGUAUGAACAUUUUUGCAGGUACAGUUGAGUCGUAGAAAGCUUUGUUUCCUCCUCUGCAUGCAGAAGUUCAGCAUAAGCAUGUUUAGGCGAACUGCAGUUUACAAGUGAUAGUUUUUUUUCUCUCUUUUUUUUUAUGUAAUUUGUAUAAUAAAAUAGUUUUCCAAUACACUUUUGUUAGACAAGAUGCACUUGUUAAAAAUUAAGUUAAGUACUUUUUAUGUAAUAUAAUGCAUUUGUGAGAUUUGGUGUCAGAAACAUGAUAAUGUAGUAUGUGUUAUGCAUAAAAUUAUCAGAGAAUUAUAAGAUACGUACUGUUAGUAAAGUCACAUAAUUUGAAGUGAUUGUGACACUAGCCAUUAUGUUUCAUGUUUAUAAAUGGUGGGAAAAGACAAAAUGUUUUUAUUCACAAGUUUGUACAUUGUUAAUUUGAACAUGUGUAAAUUACAGUUCGUCAGCAUGUACAUUUUAGAAGUGAGUCUUUGGCAUAUAAACUCUCCUUGUAAAUUUUGGUACAAAGUUCUCUUCUGUGUCGUUUACUUUGGGUCGUAACAUGACACGCAGCAAUCUCUACACCUGUGUCGUAAUGCCGGUUGGCUGUAGCAUUCCUAGUGAGGUGUGUGUGUGUGUGUGUACGUGCAGUGCGUGUGUGAACCUUGUUAGUGGAGGUGGUGGAGGGAACCUUCUUUACAUGGACCAGUUGAGGGUGAAAGCUUACAAAGGGAUGAGAAUGGAAAUCCUACAAGAAAAAUUUGAAGAGAACAAUGUGUGAUAAAAAAAAAAAAUGUAAAGUUAAAACAAAAUUUAUUAUCUUGGACAGUUUUGAAUUAAGGUUCAAAGCUCCUGUCAUUCAUUAUCAUGCACUAAUUGACACACCUUCAUUGCACAAAAAUGGAGCUUGUCAGUCACAGAGAUCUCCUUUGGGUUGACAUCUUUUGGGACAUCAGUUGGCUUUUAUGUCUGUCCCUGCUUUCUCACCCCGCUGAUUUGUGUCAGUGAGGUUCCCUGCAAUGAGUCUGUCAUGGGCAGCAUUCCUGUUCCCUCAGUGUUGCAAGGGACAUUAAGAAUUCUAUGAUUGUGUUUACACCUUUGCAUAAUGAUAUUAGAGGAAGAGAUGGAAGAAUGAUGAGACAACGGCAAGACAUUUAUUACAAUUAGUUUGGUUUUGCAUAAUCACGUGUGUGCCGGAGGAAGAAGAAUAGCAAGAUAAUAAUGAUAAUACCCAGGCAUUCUGUGUAAUCAUCUCAAGUGUCGGAGGAAGAAGAGGAAGAGAAAUGACAAGAUAAUAAUAAUAAUAAUAUUCUCAGUCCUUUAAUUUUCCGCAUCAGUGUGUUGUCGCUGCUGCUGCUGCUGCUGCCGCUGUUGCUGCUGCUGCUGCUGCUGCUGCCGCUGCUUGGUCGUGUCAAUUAUACCUGGCCAGCCAUACGUGAGGUCUGCCGCCAACCCAAAGACCCACAUUUCUGCCUCGCUGGUUCGUUCGUCUCUACACCAAAGAACAUGUCAAGCUCUGAUUACUGCCAAUGCACUGAGCAAAAAGUACAAAAGAUAGUUUUGGGGUAGAAACUGCCUUUUUUGUAUAUUGUCCCGGCUACCACCAGACCUCACAGUGCUUGGCCCCCUGUUGUACAUUACUGCAUCUUUUGGUUUUAUUUUUAUCUACUUAUUAUUAAAGCUGUAGUAAUUUAUGAUUAAACUUAGCAACCUGA